This is a messenger RNA of Iphiclides podalirius (scarce swallowtail), 252 nucleotides long. The record is from the annotation of a GenBank genome assembly. Lineage: Eukaryota; Metazoa; Arthropoda; Insecta; Lepidoptera; Papilionidae.
AUGAACACAGAAGUUGAAAAGUUGCGUGAAAAAGUUUCUCGAGAGACUACUAAAAUUAUAAAAUUGAAGGUGGCGCAAGACACGGCCUAUUGGGAUUUAAAGGAGAAGCUGCAGCAGGUCGAGAACAACCAUGAACGUCUACAACAGAACAUGGUGGAAGUGCAGAUGCAACACGAGGCCAUCUCCGGGCAGUACCAGGAUGAACUUCGUCUUCGCCCGGAGACACUUAAUAAGUUAUAUUCAUUUGCUUUG